AUGACUAUCAUAUUAGGUCUUUCGGUCUGUGCUUUCUUUUUACUAGGUAAUGUGGAACCAGGCAACUCUCAGCUAUGGGGGCCAUAUGCGAAUCCUUUGUUAAAACUACAGGGAUUGGAAAUUGGAGUAAACGCUCAAAAUCUGGAUAAUUUUGCACAGUCGCAAUCUCAAUCGCAAUCGCAAUCGCAGCUGGAGUCACAGAUACUGCCAUCUGAUGCUACUCUAAGUAGAGGUCAACCAUUUAAUGGCAUUAAACGUCUUUCGGAGGAAGCGAUUGCUCGGCCUCUGGUCCCAGAGAUCUUACAAAAGCCUCAGCUUCUGCUAAUACCGGAUUCAGACAAAGUAUCACACAACUUAAUUCAGAAGCAGUUACAGUCACAGGAACAGUCGCAGACACAGGAACAGACGCCGGCACAGAAACAGUCCCAGUACCAGUCACAGUUACUGUCCCAGUUGCAACCACAGAUACAAUCACAGUUAGAGUCUAAUCGUCAGUCACAGUCGCAAUUACAGGACCAACAACAGGCUGAAAUCCAGAAGUUCGAUGUUGGUCACUCAAUUCCGCCAGUAUCAAAGCAACCAAUUUAUAUCUUUGAUUCGCUACCACAGCCGCAACCUCAGUAUGUGCUAUUUCCAACUCAGAAUUGGCCAGUUCAGCAGAACCCAAAUCAUCGUAAGGUGAUAAUUCCGAAUUGGUCAACCAGCAGACGCCGGAAUCCAUUUAUCAUACUUCCUCAACCUCAGGAAUUAGACCCACGUUUACUGAUAAUUAAUCCUCAACUAGAUCCAAGACCCAAUGUUUAUAUAUGGAAUUCACCGAAACAGAUAAAAUCGAACCCCAGCUUUCACACUGAUCAAUUACUUAAAUGGAUCCAAUAUAAAAAAGAUAGGGAUCGUAAAGUUGACCAAUUGGAGAGACAGAUAAUGGAACUAAAGCAACGAAAUCCUUUUAAUUUACCUACUGAUCUCCAACUAAGACCAGAAAUCCCAGCCGUUGAGAACCCAUUUCCAUUAGGAUCACCUUCCCAAAUACAGUCCCAAAUUACAUCACUCUCCUCAGGAAAACAAUUACAGUCCCAGCAAAAUUCGCAAUCUUCUGGAUCACAGUCCCAGUUGCAGUCACAGCUUGAUUCAAAGUCAGGCGGUCAAUCAUCUGGAUCACAGUCCCAGUUGCAGACACAGUUAGGCUCCGACUCAACCGGAUCACAGUCCCAAUUUCAGUCACAGCUGGACUCACAAUCUUCUGGAUCACAGUCCCAGUUGCAGUCACAGUUAGAUUCACAAUCUUCUGGAUCGCAAUCCCAGUUGCAGUCACAGCUUGAUUCAAAGUCAGACGGUCAAUCAUCUGGAUCACAGUCACAGUUUCAGUCACAGUUAGGCUCUGACUCAAUUGGAUCACAGUCCCAAUUUCAGUCACAGCUGGACUCACAAUCUUCUGGAUCACAGUCCCAGUUGCAGUCACAGUUAGAUUCACAAUCUUUUGGAUCGCAAUCCCAGUUGCAGUCACUGCUUGGUUCAAAGUCAGACGCCCAAUCAUCUGGAUCACAGUCACAGUUAGGCUCUGACUCAAUUGGAUCACAGUCCCAAUUUCAGUCACAGCUGGACUCACAAUCUUCUGGAUCACAGUCCCAGUUGCAGACACAGUUAGGCUCCGACUUAACUGGAUCACAGUCCCAGUUGCAGUCACAACUUGAUUCAAAGUCAGAUGGUCAAUCAUCUGGAUCACAGUCCCAGUUGCAGACACAGUUAGACUCCGACUCAACCGGAUCACAGUCCCAAUUUCAGUCACAGCUGGACUCACAAUCUUCUGGAUCCCAGUCCCAGUUGCAGUCACAGUUAGAUUCACAAUCUUCUGGAUCGCAAUCCCAGUUGCAGUCACAGUUUGAUUCAAAUUCAGACGGUCAAUCAUCUGGAUCACAGUCACAGUUUCAGUCACAGUUAGGCUCUGACUCAAUUGGAUCACAGUCCCAAUUUCAGUCCCAGCUGGACUCACAAUCUUCUGGAUCACAGUCCCAGUUGCAGUCACAGUUAGAUUCACAAUCUUUUGGAUCGCAAUCCCAGUUGCAGUCACUGCUUGAUUCAAAGUCAGGCGGUCAAUCAUCUGGAUCACAGUCCCAGUUGCAGACACAGUUAGGCUCCGACUCAACCGGAUCACAGUCCCAAUUUCAGUCACAGCUGGACUCACAAUCUUCUGGAUCACAGUCCCAGUUGCAGUCACAGUUAGAUUCACAAUCUUCUGGAUCGCAAUCCCAGUUGCAGUCACUGCUUGGUUCAAAGUCAGACGCCCAAUCAUCUGGAUCACAGUCACAGUUUCAGUCACAGUUAGGCUCUGACUCAAUUGGAUCACAGUCCCAAUUUCAGUCACAGCUGGACUCACAAUCUUCUGGAUCCCAGUCCCAGUUGCAGUCACAGUUAGAUUCACAAUCUUCUGGAUCGCAAUCCCAGUUGCAGUCACUGCUUGGUUCAAAGUCAGACGCCCAAUUAUCUGGAUCACAGUCCCAGUUUCAGACACAGCUGGACUCACAAUCUUCUGGAUCACAGUCCCAGCUGCAGUCACAGCUUGAUUCAAAGUCAGGCGGUCAAUCAUCUGGAUCACAGUCCCAGUUGCAGACACAGUUAGGCUCCGACUCAACUGGAUCACAGUCCCAAUUUCAGUCACAGCUGAACUCACAAUCUUCUGGAUCACAGUCCCAGCUGCAGUCACAGCUAGACUCACAAUCUACUGGAUCACAGUCCCAGUUGCAGUCACUGCUUGAUUCAAAGUCAGGCGGUCAAUCAUCUGGAUCACAGUCCCAGUUGCAGACACAGUUAGGCUCCGACUCAACCGGAUCACAGUCCCAAUUUCAGUCACAGCUGGACUCACAAUCUUCUGGAUCACAGUCCCAGUUGCAGUCACAGUUAGAUUCACAAUCUUCUGGAUCACAGUCCCAGCUGCAGUCACAGCUUGAUUCAAAGUCAGGCGGUCAAUCAUCUGGAUCACAGUCACAGUUGCAGACACAGUUAGGCUCCGACUCAACUGGAUCACAGUCCCAAUUUCAGUCACAGCUGGACUCACAAUCUUCUGGAUCACAGUCCCAGCUGCAGUCACAGCUUGGUUCAAAGUCAGACGCCCAAUCAUCUGGAUCACAGUCCCAGUUUCAGUCACAGUUAGGUUCCGACUCAACUGGAGCACAGUCCCAAUUUCAGUCACAGCUGGGCUCACAAUCUUCUGGAUCACAGUCCCAGUUGCAGUCACAACUUGAUUCAAAGUCAGAUGGUCAAUCAUCUGGAUCACAGUCCCAGUUGCAGUCACAGUUAGAUUCACAAUCUUCCGGAUCACAGUCCCAGUUGCAGUCACAGCUUGGUUCAAAGUCAGACGCCCAAUCAUCUGGAUCACAGUCCCAGUUUCAGUCACAGUUAGGCUCCGACUCAACUGGAUCACAGUCCCAAUUUCAGUCACAGCUGGGCUCACAAUCUUCUGGAUCACAGUCCCAGUUGCAGUCACAGCUUGAUUUAAAGUCAGGCGGUCAAUCAUCUGGAUCACAGUCCCAGUUGCAGUCACAGCUUGGUUCAAAGUCAGACGCCCAAUCUGGAUCACAGUCCCAGUUGCAGACACAGUUACGCUCCGACUCAACUGGAUCACAGUCCCAAUUCCAGUCUCAGCUAGGUUCACAAUUAUCUGGUUCACAGUCCCAAUCGCAGUCACAGUUAGAUUCACAAGCUUCUAGUUCACAGUCCCAAUCGCAGUCACAGCUUAAUUCCCAGUCUUUAGGAUCACAGUCCCAGUUGCAGUCACAACUUGAUUCAAAGUCAGGCGGUCAAUCAGGAUCACAGUCCCAGUUGCAGACACAGGUAGGCUCCGACUCAACUGGAUCACAGUCCCAAUUUCAGUCACAGCUGGGCUCACAAUCUUCUGGAUCACAGUCCCAGUUGCAGUCACAGCUUGGUUCAAAGUCAGACGCCCAAUCUGGAUCACAGUCCCAGUUGCAGACACAGUUACGCUCCGACUCAACUGGAUCACAGUCCCAAUUCCAGUCUCAGCUAGGUUCACAAUUAUCUGGUUCACAGUCCCAAUCGCAGUCACAGUUAGAUUCACAAGCUUCUGGUUCACAGUCCCAAUCGCAGUCACAGCUUAAUUCCCAGUCUUUAGGAUCACAGUCCCAAUCGCAGUUACAGGCAAGGUCACAGAUAGACAGAACGGCCUUACCAGAGUCGCUAAUACACAUUCAUGGGCCUUUCCCACAUCAGGAAAAUUUAGCUGAAGCCAAUCGACUAAAUCGUUUUAAAAAUGCUAAAAUCAAUGUGGUUACGUCUGAAUACGAAGUAUACAAUCCACCAAAUUACCUCACGCAUGCGGAAAUUUUGGAUAAUUCUAGGCUGACAACUGUUGACCUCAUUGAGAAAUACGGCUAUCCAUCUGAGACCAAUUACGUGACCUCCGAAGACGGCUACAAGCUUUGUUUGCAUCGUAUUCCGCGUCCUGGUGCUGUGCCAGUUUUGCUGGUCCAUGGCCUAUUGGCCAGUUCUGCCUCAUGGGUGGAACUUGGACCCAAGGAUGGACUGGCAUAUAUCCUUUACCGGAAGGGUUACGACGUCUGGAUGCUGAAUACCCGAGGCAACAAAUACUCCCGCGAGAAUUUUAAUCGACGACUGCGACCACGAAAGUACUGGGACUUCUCCUUCCACGAGAUCGGCAAGUUUGAUGUACCCGCUGCCAUCGAUCAUAUUCUGGUUCGCACCCAUAAGCCGAAGAUCCAAUACAUUGGCCAUUCGCAGGGCUCCACUGUAUUCUUCGUGAUGUGCAGUGAAAGACCCAAAUAUGCACAUAAGGUGCAUCUAAUGCAAGCCCUUUCCCCAACGGUUUAUCUGCGGGAAAACCGCAGUCCAGUGCUAAAGUUCCUCGGAAUGUUCAAGGGAAAGUAUUCGAUGCUUCUGAAUCUUCUGGGCGGCUACGAGAUCUCAGCGAAAACGAGGCUUAUCCAGCAGUUCCGCCAGCACAUUUGCUCCGGCUCAGAGCUUGCCAGCCGCAUCUGCGCCAUCUUUGACUUUGUGCUCUGCGGAUUCGAUUGGAAGAGCUUCAACGAGACCCUCACUCCCAUUGUGGCUGCCCAUGCGUCCCAAGGCGCCUCUGCCAAACAGAUCUACCACUAUGCACAGCUGCAGGGUGACCUGAAUUUCCAGCGAUUCGAUCAUGGAGCCGUCCUGAAUCGCGUUCGCUACGAGUCCAGCGAGCCACCUGCCUACAAUCUUUCGCAGACGAUCAGCAAAGUGGUGCUCCAUCACGGCGGAGGCGACUGGCUGGGAUCCACCUCGGACGUGAUCCGGCUGCAGGAGCGUCUGCCCAAUCUAGUCGAGAGCCGGAAAGUCAGUUUCGAUGGCUUCUCCCACUUCGACUUCACGAUCUCCAAGGAUGUCCGUCCUCUACUCUAUAGUCACGUCCUGAGGCACAUGGCAGCCCAUCUCAGUGGCUAGGACAAUUACGGCAUUACCGCUUGAAAGAGUCGGUUCGUUUCAUCAAUCGAGUAAUUGCGAUAGGAAUCUAGCUUCACUAUAAUAUAGGUGCUACUAAUUAUUACAUAUAUGUACAAUUUUA
Messenger RNA from Drosophila erecta, 5572 nucleotides. RefSeq names its product mucin-22. The transcript is spliced from 5 exons. Bases 1 to 5451 code for a protein of 1816 amino acids. The record is from RefSeq and is a predicted model, not a curated record. Lineage: Eukaryota; Metazoa; Arthropoda; Insecta; Diptera; Drosophilidae.